CUGGUGUCAAACUCCUGACCUCAAGUGAUCUGCCCACCUCGGCCUUCCAGAGUGCUGGGAUUACAGGUGUGAGCCACCACACCCAGCCUAUUAUUCCUUCUUUUAUUCCACAGACAUUUACACAUUCUCCUACUGUGUGCUAGGCAUUGCUUUAGAUUCUAAUAAUUCAGCAGCAAAUGAUCCUUGUCCUUGGGAAACUUAGAAUCUAGUGAAAUAUUCAUUCAUUCUUUCAUUCAUUCACGUAUUUACUGUGUGCUUAUGUCUUUUGAGGAUACAGCAACAGAAAACACAGGACCCUCAGAUAAACGAAUUACAUUCUAGAGGGUAGAAGGGAAAGCAAGGGCAAAGGUCUUGAGGCCCUGUGAGCAUGGCUAGAGGCCAGUUAGCAAAAGGGACAUGACACCACUUGUGUCCCCUCCCACUCUGAUAGGGACACAUAACAUUUUCUCAAUUUUUCCUAAAAGACUGUAUAAAAAAUCUCUUCUUUCCAAACAGUUUGCCGCCCUAAAUCCUUCCAGUAUAUUACUUGGGGAGGUGUCACUAGAUCUGUGUAACUGUUUCUCAUUAUGUGACUCCAUUCUGGUUUCUUGCAGGUUUUUGUUUAAAGGAAUGGUGGCGUUAUUUAUUUAAAACAGGCUUUAAAAGAUACGGUUAAAACAGGGGAGAAAACCCUCACGUGGCCCACCUACAAUUCCUACUAACUUAACACAGGUCCCGGGUUUGGGGAAUCCUCCUAGGUCCUAAAUCUUUGGCAGCCAAGUCAAAAGUGACUACGACUCCGGGACUAUAAUUCCCAGGAGACACUGCGUUCGCACUCUCUGCGCAUGCUCAACCUUGGGGACUGCAGAAGACUGAAAGCCCGAGGGGCGGGGCUUGGGGCUGAGCGUUGAAUCGGGGCGGGGCUAGGGGCAGGGCCAGGGAGGGGGCGGUGCUGCCGGCGCCGCCCGGAACACGCUAGUGGAGCGGAAGAUGGCGGCGGCAGCUGCGGCUGCAGCCGGGACCUCAGUUGGGCUGAGGCGGAGAAGCCGCCGGCUCUGACCUCGCUCUGGCUCCGGUGCGCGCGGCUGAGCGUGUGCGAGGCCCCGCGCGUCGGGCAGGGGCGGCGGCGGCCACUGCGCGCCGCCCUGAGGAGCGCCCCAGCGGCGGCGCGACUGCGGCUGAGGAGAGAGCCGGCUCCGGGCCUCCGCGUCCUCCUGCUCCCCCGGCCCCCCGCCUCCUCGGGGGGGCGGCGGCGGCGAUGUUCUCGGUCCUCUCGUACGGGCGCCUGGUGGCCCGCGCCGUGCUCGGCGGCCUCUCGCAAACCGACCCCAGGGCCGGCGGCGGCGGCGGCGGCGACUACGGGCUGGUGACGGCCGGCUGCGGCUUCGGCAAGGACUUCCGUAAGGGCCUCCUCAAGAAGGGCGCGUGCUACGGGGACGACGCGUGCUUCGUGGCCCGGCACCGUUCCGCGGACGUGCUGGGGGUCGCAGAUGGUGUAGGAGGCUGGAGAGACUAUGGAGUUGAUCCGUCUCAGUUCUCAGGGACUUUAAUGCGGACAUGCGAACGUUUAGUAAAAGAAGGACGGUUCGUACCUAGUAAUCCCAUUGGAAUUCUCACCACAAGCUACUGUGAGUUGCUGCAAAAUAAAGUACCUUUGCUCGGUAGCAGCACCGCCUGCAUUGUGGUGCUGGACAGAACCAGCCACCGCUUACACACAGCAAACCUGGGCGAUUCAGGCUUCCUGGUUGUCAGGGGUGGUGAAGUUGUGCACCGAUCAGAUGAGCAGCAGCAUUACUUCAACACUCCAUUCCAGCUCUCAAUCGCUCCCCCUGAAGCUGAGGGAGUCGUCUUGAGUGACAGUCCGGAUGCUGCUGAUAGCACGUCUUUUGAUGUCCAGUUAGGAGACAUUAUCCUGACGGCAACAGAUGGACUCUUUGACAACAUGCCUGAUUAUAUGAUCCUUCAGGAGCUAAAAAAGUUAAAGAAUUCAAAUUAUGAGAGUAUACAACAGACUGCAAGAAGCAUUGCUGAGCAAGCUCAUGAGCUGGCCUAUGACCCAAAUUAUAUGUCACCUUUUGCACAGUUUGCAUGUGACAAUGGAUUAAAUGUGAGAGGUGGAAAGCCAGAUGACAUCACCGUCCUUCUUUCAAUAGUGGCUGAGUAUACAGACUAGCCGAGGUGUCGAGUCCUGCCUUUCCUUUCAUCAUCCCAAAUUUCCCCUGCCAUGUGUGCUGAUCCUGCUGGCAGGACCACAUUUCUUUGCCACUGAUCUCAAUGGCCAGUGAUGUAAGUCUUUUGCCUGUCUUCUUGAGACCCAUUGAGAUCUUUGUUGAGAACCACUACUAUCAUUCACUAGCUCAUAUCUGCCAGCAGCAAUUGAAGAGAUCCAAGAUUUGAAGAUCGGCCUUCAUUUCUCGAUGUUCUUUCCAUGAUGGGGAUGGAGGUGUUCAGUGCCACCGUGGCUGUUUCUUUUCAAAAGUAGUUGAAAUAUUGAAAAUGAGUAAUGUUGGUAAAGUGAAUUCAAAAUCCUAGUGUGCUAAAGGGAUUGUACAAGUCUAACACAAAUUGUACGUAAUGAUACAUCUAAAAACAUAUAUUAUUCAUCAAAAGAAAUGUUACACGUGUACUCCACAGGCAUAGUCUUCGUUACGAUGAUUGGUGUGGCUUUAUGUCUUUGUUAUAAACUCCUGUUUUUCAGGGGCUUAUGAUUCUGCUCUAAAACAUUGCUCUGGGUUAUACAGUUUUGAUCCCAGAAGCUUUUUUGUUACAAAUCGGGAGAAAAAUCAUUUUAGUUCUAGGGGUGCAAAUAUUUCAUGCUUUUAAAAAGAUGCUUGUGUUCCUGUGGUUAAAGUUUUGGCAGUUUAUUGAUUAGUCCAAAUCACAGGCUAAGGUCUGAUCACCAGGAGGGGUGGGGGAGACACUUUACCAGUAUUUUUUUAUGGAAAUAUUAUUCAAGAUUGUAAAACCCCUCAAAGCCUAGAAAUUUAAUGUUAUGGCUGAAAUUCCUCCUAGUUGUCUGAGGAUGCCCCCGAAUGGGAACUCUAGGGCCCAAGGCCUGAAGGGUUGAGAACAAACAACUGUAACUUUGAAUUUUGUUGGCUUUCAGUGGUCAUGCUACCUACCCAUACUUGUACUCUCAGACCUUUUAUUAGUAGCCUUGCUUUCUAUAGAGCAUGCACCAAAUCCAGUGAGUCCAUGUGGAGAGAGCACUGUGUGCGGCGGCAGCAGCACAGACGUCCAUGAGGAAAACUCCCAGUGAUGAUCUGACAUUUACAAUUACCCCACACAGAAAUGUAGGGGUUUCUGAAUCAAGCUUAAUGUUUACAGUUUCCGAAUAGCCAUUUUGCAGUGUAUAGUUUCCUUACAAAACUACCCCACAUUCAGUUUUCCCAUUAUCUGCAAGCUGAAACUUAUUUUUAAGGUUUGUGUACAAGUGGACUGCUGUAAAGAUAUAUAUUUUUGGGUCAGUUUUUUCCUUCAUUAACUUGGUGGUAGAAAAAAAUAUAUACUUAGAAAUCCUUAAAUUAAAGCCAUGUUUUAUAUAUAAGUCAGGUAACAUUGGUGUAUAGAUGAGAAUGCAAUUAAACCUGAUGAGAAUCUACUUGAGAAUAUAGAAAGUCUUUCUCUAAAGGAGAUACUGACUCCCUGGUUUAUUGCAUUAAAAUUUAUGUUUGAGGUUACCUCAACUUGUUUUAAAAGAUUUUGUUUUGUGAAUUUGUACUGUAUAUUUGAGUAACUGUCAAGCUUUUAUUUAAAAUUGUUUAACAUGUACCAUGUACAUGUCAUUACUAUAUUUCAAUGCAUCAUGCUUGUAACAGGCAUUUCAUUUAUAAUAAGAAUGAGUUAUUCAUUUGUAAGCCGUUCAGUAAUUUAUCUACUAUUCCUAAAUUGGCAUAAUGUUAGAUAAUCUAUUUUGAAUCACCUUUAAUUACAUGUCAGAAUGCCUUAACUACCCUAACUUGACAAAACAGAAUUCUUUGGUAGACAAGGUGGGGGCGGGGUGGGGGGUCUGGAGGGAGACUCUAUUUAAGGAGAAAUCAUGCUAUGAUAAAACACAGAAGCAUGAGUGGCAAGUGGCGGGGUAUUUAUUUUGCACAAACUAUUUGCAGUCUCUGUGUAUUUAAAAAGUAAAGAAAGUUGCAUCCAGAAGGGUUUUGUUAGAAGGAAUACAUUUAUAUUAGGAUUGACAACUUCAGCUCUUUUGUUUAGGUUUUCAAUUGUUUUUGGUAAGAGGUAUGUAGCCUUAUGAUCUGGAUAUAUUUUGCAUUCAUUUUCCAACGCCUAUGUUUAAUUCCUGGUAAGAGCAAUGCUCGUCAAGUUUCUGGUUUUUCUCUGCUCUCAUUUAACCUGUCAAACACAGUAUUUGUAAAGUUAGAUUGGUGGUGUUAUACACAACUCAUUUACUCAGCUUACCUUUUUGAGAAAUGAUUGUUAGAAAUUGACAAUGUGUUUGUUCCAGUGAUACUGAAAGUAGUGGGGCAAGAAUUGAGUUUCACAGUGGAAUUGACUUUGGAUCUGGCCUGUAGAUUAGUGACAUAAAAUAUUUUCUCUAUUUUCCCCUGUUCUUUUUGUGUUAUGCACUUAAUUUUAUGACUGCCGGGGGGGUCAGUUGGAGUGCUGCUUAACAAGUAUCUCUCCUACUCUCUGGUCAGAGGCUGUGUUGGACCCAUAGUAGAAUUUUCCAGGUCACAGACCCAAGCUUCCAUGGGUUGUUACUGUGCUGUACCACUUGGUGGGUCUGAUUCUGAACCUGAUGUGUGUGUUAAUUGUAUUUUAAGCAACACACACACACACACACACACACUUGCCUCAUGUAAUGGACUUUUAUAACAAGAGAAAAAAUUUGGAUUUCUAAUUUACAAAUGGCAAAUUAUCCCUCUCUGGAUGCACCAAAGACCAGUAAAGUUUAUAGCUUUUCCAUCUAUAUUUAUAAAGCAAUACUGUAUUAUAAAAAUCAAUAUUUUUAUCACAUGCUUGAAAUUUUUAUUUUGUUCUGUUUUAAAGUGUGCACUCUAAACAUAUCAGAACCUUAUUUCUUCCUAUGAACUUAAGCUGCCUGCGCACAAAAAAAAAAAAUUUACCAAAUGGAGAUGCAAUAGAGUCCAUAGGCUCUGAAAACUAAAAGAAGAAAUGGGAGGCAGGGGGAACAAGUUAUUUGUCCUGAGUUACUGUAUUUGCUUGACAUGGUUGAUGGGUACUAAGUCACAAAAGAAUCCAUUCCAGGUAUGCAUGUCUGGGGGUUGGGCUGUGUCUAGAUUAGAAACUCGGUUUCAAGCUUUGCAUGAUGGGAGAGCAUCCUCUCCUAUCAGCUUUGUGUGUUCUGGAUGGGACAGUAGCCCGGAGAUGGAAACCACCUUCAGUACCACUAGCCCACCAUACCAAGUAACAAGUUAGGCAGGAAUCGUGGGAAUUUAUUGAGUCAGCUUUGAGUGUUUGGGAGAAUGUAAACAAGAUAUUGGCUCGAACUGUAAACAUUUGUACUUUGGGUAAGUUCAUGGUUCCUUAGGUCACCUUUUACCAGCUGUCUUUGGUAGAAGCUACAGCAUUCAGUUUCUCUGGAAACUGUAUCACAUUUUUGCAUUUUAAAAAUUUUACAGUAUCAAAAACCAAAAUCUGCUUAUAAAACAAAACAUGAAGCAGAAGAACAUAUUUGGAUUCUAUUUAUUUAAAAUUAAAUUCUUUGCAAAAUUGAACUUCUCAACUAAAAUGUGUCCAUGUCAAAAUUGUAACUGUUAGCAGGUAGUUUGUGGCAAAGAUGGCUAAAUAAUGAAGCAAAUUAGAAUCUGUGUGUAUACUAAUGAGCUGCUUUUUUUCUGUUGAGACUAUCAUUAUUUGUCUUAUUACCCAAGAGGCAAUUACCUGAAUUUGGAUGUCUGAAUUAUAACUUAUGCAGGAAUAGUUCUGUAAAUACAUUUAAAUAAACUGUAAAGAUAUUUAAUAAACAUAGUAUUUAUACUAA
Messenger RNA from Rhinopithecus roxellana (golden snub-nosed monkey), 5938 nucleotides. RefSeq names its product PTC7 protein phosphatase homolog (gene PPTC7). The record is from RefSeq and is a predicted model, not a curated record. Lineage: Eukaryota; Metazoa; Chordata; Mammalia; Primates; Cercopithecidae. The transcript is spliced from 6 exons. Bases 1238 to 2152 code for a protein of 304 amino acids.